Messenger RNA from Rhagoletis pomonella (apple maggot), 989 nucleotides. Its product is annotated as glutamate receptor ionotropic, kainate 2-like. Gene Ontology annotation, cellular component: postsynaptic membrane; plasma membrane. Gene Ontology annotation, molecular function: glutamate-gated receptor activity. The transcript is spliced from 4 exons. Lineage: Eukaryota; Metazoa; Arthropoda; Insecta; Diptera; Tephritidae. The annotation marks the transcript as partial. The record is from RefSeq and is a predicted model, not a curated record.
AAAAAUGCUUUGUUGUAGAUUUGCAUUAAAUAUCACUGUCCUUUUGCGCUUACUCUGACAAACAGUUCUGAACCAUAGUUAUCAUGACGUUUCAGAUUUUGCAGCUACAGAUGAACGAAUAUAAAUACCAUUACUUAUUUACUAGUUUCGACAUUGAAACAUUCGAUCUCGAGGACUUCAAAUAUAAUUUUGUGAAUAUCACUUCGUUCCGUCUGGUUGAUGUCGGUGAUGUGAGCGUGCGCAACAUACUCAAGGACAUGGAAGCAUUCAGAAGCGAACACAACAAUGAAAAAACUUACUACCGAAAGCUGCGCACGAUACAGACAGAACCAGCGCUAGCAUACGAUUCAGUUUAUAUAUUUGCUAUUGGCUUAAAAACCUUGGAACAGUCACAUGCACUGCGCAUUUCGAACGUUUCAUGCGAGGACGAGACACCAUGGGAAGGGGGUUUGAGUUUGAUAAACUAUAUAAAUUCGGUGGAGUGGCGGGGUCUAACCGGCCCGAUACAGUUCAAAGAAGGCCGACGUGUUCAAUUUAAGUUGGACCUAGUCAAACUGCGCCAACAUUCCAUAGUUAAAGUGGGCGAGUGGACCCCACAGACUCGUCUCAAUAUAACCGAGCCGUCGCUAUUCUUCGAUGCAGGCACAAUGAAUGUUACGCUAGUGGUUAUAACAAUAUUGGAAACACCUUACGUAAUGAUGCACUACGGAAAAAAUUUUACUGGAAAUGAGCGAUUUUUUGGAUUUUGCGUAGACAUAUUGGAGCUCAUAGCUCGCGACAUUGGUUUCGAGUACAUCCUAGACCUGGUGCCCGAUCGAAAGUAUGGAGCUCAAGACCCAUUUACAGGUGAAUGGAACGGUAUGGUUGCACAGUUGAUGAAAUAUAAAGCCGAUUUGGCUGUCGGAUCAAUGACAAUCACUUACGCCCGUGAAAGUGUUAUAGAUUUUACCAAACCAUUUAUGAACCUUGGCAUAAGUAUUCUAUUCAAG